This is a messenger RNA of Ruditapes philippinarum (Manila clam), 2940 nucleotides long. RefSeq lists its product as uncharacterized. The transcript is spliced from 2 exons. Bases 150 to 1250 code for a protein of 366 amino acids. Gene Ontology annotation, biological process: adenylate cyclase-activating G protein-coupled receptor signaling pathway. Lineage: Eukaryota; Metazoa; Mollusca; Bivalvia; Venerida; Veneridae. Gene Ontology annotation, molecular function: G protein-coupled receptor activity. Gene Ontology annotation, cellular component: plasma membrane. The record is from RefSeq and is a predicted model, not a curated record.
UAGGAAGUAUAUACAGUAUAGCAAAACCACAGUUUCUUUCAAGAGCUACCCGCUUUACUACAAAAUUAUUUCGUUCACACUUAUUGCUAUGGAACUUACAUAGGUUAAUCACUUGUUUAAUAUAUACAAGUUAAAAAUAUCAUUACACAAUGUCAUCUGCACAGGAAGAUAUUAACAUCACGUCAAAUGCUACAUCAAAUGAUGACGAGCAUAUUUUACGUAAUGGAUAUGACAUACCGUUAUAUGGCGUCGACAAUGGAACUUUUUACUUCAUCCAUAUUCCCGCCAUCAUUUGUAUCUGUGCGAGUUUCACGUGUGCAUUGAUUGCUAUUAUUUUGUCUUUUAAACGAAAGAAGUACUACAUGUUCUAUAAAACAUGGGCGACGAGCGAACGAUUUAUCGUUUACCUGGCAAUUUGUGACGGGCUUUUUAACGUGUCACAUUUCACAGACCACAUGCAUAUAGUGAUAGUCCGUGACCACGUGUACCCGAAGGAACUUUGUGAAUACUAUGGCUUCAAUUUAGCAGUUUUCGUAACGUCACAAAACCUAAUGGUGAACAUUGUCGCAAUAAAUGCAUUUAUUUUGAUGUACUUUCAUAGGCAUUUGAAUUUUGGGAAACGUGACUGGAAACUCCUUUUAUGGACGUUUGGUGCCCCGUUUCUUGGCGCGACUAUCGCUGGAGCCAUGGGUCAGCUCGGAACUAAUGGAUCAUUUUGUUAUUUUGACGGCGUAAAAGGGAAGAUCGCGAACAUCUUUUUUACGACAAUUCCACUUCUACUGAUUGUGAUAAUCAACACAAUUCUUUACAUCUUGACAUGGAAACGUAUUCGUGAUGAAGCAGAUAAAUUUGAAAAGUCCGUGCAUCACAUGCCAGCAUCAAUGAGAGCCUCGCAUCGUGCAGCACGAGCUAUGUCGCUAUUCGUGGCCGCGUUCUUUAUACAAUGGUGGGCCAUGGCGUUGUACGGCGUUUGGGGAUUGGUUGAUGAAAAUAUCCCGCAACCAAUCUUUCACUUCGUUACAACCUUUUCAAACAUAGGCGGAUGUCUCAACCUUGGCGUUUACGUGCUCAUGCACCGCCAGAGACUCAGCAAAGAAACCAUUUCUACAGAGAAAAACACGAUUGAAAGUGACGGACAUAGGCUCCAUCAUACGAUGUCAAAAUCUGCGGAUCAUUCUUCACGUGACGUUUCUGUAACGCUAAAUGAUGACAUGAACAAUGAUCGUGCAGAUAUAACGGCGAGCCUAUAGAGACGUCACUAAAAUAAAUACAACCUGUUAUUUUCAAAAAGACAACAAAUACGUGGCAUUUGAAGUUGAAAAUUAUUAUACAUGUAUCAUAUAAUUUUUCUUUCAGCUGACAAUAUCAAUAAAUCAGGUGACCAAUGACAGUCCAGACGGGCAGACAGCAAUCAGGACAUGCGUUGCAUAUACAUGAGAUCAGCAUUAUCUAUUGUCUUUGAUAACAAAACUGGAUACAUGUAUAAAUAAGAUUGCUGACUAGAAAGAUUUUAAUUGUGAAAUCGGUUAUGUAAAUUGUAAAUGUGUUUAAAUUGUAAUUUUCUUAACAAAGUGAUGAGACACGACAUGAAGUCGUUAAAUCAAAUGAAAUGUAUCAGUCAAAAAGUGCGUUUUUUUUCUCCUUAAUUUGUCAUGCUGAAAACGAUCGCAUAGUUUUGUGUUUUAUUCAUUUUAUGAAAUGUAAGCUAUAUCGCUUUAAAGCAUAAAUAAGAAUGUACGUUUUAUCACGGAACGAACACUGAUAUAAUUAUUUCCUGUUUGUAUAACUAACUGUAUGUAACAUUUUGAAACUUUAUGUCCUCUUUCUUCUCAAUAUUUCUGCCUAGAACAAUAAGAAAUGAGUACAACUAGAUGUAGUUGACCGGACAUCAAAUGAAUACAACAUGAGUGUUGAUAUAGGGCAUCAAAUGUAUACAAUAUAAUUAUACAGGAUCUAAUUAAUUGGGCAGCAAAUGAAUAUAACAUAAUUGUGCAGGACGUAGUUGAUAAGGGGCGUCAAAUGAAUGUAACAUUAUUGUACAGAAUCAAAUUCACCAAUCAUCAAAUGAAUAAAACAUGAGUGUACAGGAUGAAGUUGAUAUAAAGUAUCAAAUCAAUGUUAUUUAAUCAUUGCUAUAGAAUAGUAAUGUACAGGUUAUUCAACAUUAAACGGUACAAUACGGUGAUAUAUUUGGCCGAGAACACUGCUGGGACAAAGCCGACAUACGAUGAAAAUUUACUGGGAGAAAAUUAAUUAUUUCAAUUUUUGAAGCGUGUUGAAUUGAAUUGUGGGAUUGAACUCAAAUGGAGACCACUGGUCACACUUAGUAGAUCAUGCAAGUAUAUGAGCCGCGUCACGACAAAACCAACAUAGUGCGUUUGCGACCAGCAUGGAUCCAGACAAGCCUGCGCAUCCGCGCAGUCUGAUCAGGACCCAUGCUGUUUGCUAUCAGUUUCUCUACUUAUUAUAGAGUUUGUAAGCGGACAGCAUGGAUCUUGAUCAGACUGCGCACAUGCGCAGGCUGGUCUGGAUCCACGUUGGUCGCAAAUCAAUUAUGUUGGUUUUGUCGUGACGCGGCUCAUAUUAUUUCUAUUUCUGGAUAAUUUCCUUACAUUCCAAAACAUUAAAUAAAGGAACAUCGUUUUAUAUUAACAAGUACUUUUCUAGAAGAUAUGUCAGUAAAACAAAAUACAUGUAACUGGAAAAUAUAAAGAGACUGGUUUUCUUGAAACACUUGAUUCAAUAGAGAGAGGGUUAACUAGAAAUGUACAUGUUUAAGAUGAAUGCGGUAAGCCCCGUUACUUCUCCUCUCUUUUCGGUUUCUUAAAUGUGAAUGUUCACUUUGUAUUAACAUCCUUACAAUUCUGUUAACAAUACAGUAAAAUGUAAUUGUUUUUUAAAUUUUGACGUAUGAUUCUUAAAUAAUUCACUGAAACUAUU